This is a messenger RNA of Penicillium arizonense, 522 nucleotides long. RefSeq lists its product as uncharacterized. The coding region runs from base 11 to 118 and encodes 35 amino acids. The transcript has a single exon. Lineage: Eukaryota; Fungi; Ascomycota; Eurotiomycetes; Eurotiales; Aspergillaceae. The record is from RefSeq and is a predicted model, not a curated record.
CAGAGUAUGGAUGCACGUCGGUAGCCAAGUGUCUGCUAGCCAAAUGCGGUAUAGAUUCCAACGCAAGAGACAGCUACGGUCGCACCGCAUUCCACAUCGCAGCAGAGUAUGGCAAUAAGUCGAUCACAGGGCUUCUUUUAGCAUAUGGUGCUGUGGAUAUCAAUGCCCGAGACGUUAAUGGGGCAACAGCACUCUGCUUAGCUGCAGAUGCAAAACACACAGCUAUAGCCCUACAGGUUCUCGCAGAAGAUCAUGUAGACGUCAACGCGGCCGGUCAAACUGGCAGGACAGCUCUUCACCAUGCGGCGAGCACGGGAAACAUACCGAUCGCAUGUGUCCUUCUCGCCAAGGAGGAUCUAGAUCCUAACGUUCGCGACGACCAGGGAUGGCCCUCUCUCACCUACGCUGCUUUCAAUGGUGAUUUACGCAUGGUGGAACACUUCCUCGCAAGGGGAGACAUACAAGUGAACGUGCAACAGGCCCCUCCACUGUUCCAUGCCGCCAAAAAGGGUCAUGUGGAAG